Molecule: messenger RNA, 10274 nt
Organism: Nerophis ophidion (straightnose pipefish)
Lineage: Eukaryota; Metazoa; Chordata; Actinopteri; Syngnathiformes; Syngnathidae
Gene: hgfa
Product: hepatocyte growth factor a
Exons: 18
Coding region: 161-2341 (726 amino acids)
Biological process (GO): proteolysis
Molecular function (GO): serine-type endopeptidase activity
Source: RefSeq, a predicted model, not a curated record
UAAGAGCAGGGACUGCCGUGAAGUGGGCGGGUUGAACCGAGGACGCGGAGUCUUCUGGCGGACAUCAGCCACGCAGGACGUCACAUCGAAGCAUCGCGAGUGGGAACACGCAACCUGCUGCACGCACGCACGCACGCACGCACGCCUCCAGUCCACCACGAUGAGGACGCACGUAUGGAUUUACCAGGCGCUGGUGUGCGCGCUGCUCGGCAUGCUGCACGCAGGCGACUUCAGAAAGAGUCGCCAGUCUUUGCAACGCUACGAGAAGUCCGAAAACCACCUCCUGGUGUGCGCGGACUGUCCUCAGCCGCCUCUGGUGCGGAAGAGCCGCUCGCAGGAACACUGCGCCCGUAAAUGCAAGAAAGUGAAGAAGCACUUCAACUGCAGGGCCUUCAACUUCCACAAGCACAACAGGAAAUGCCACUUGCUUCCCUUCGACCGUUUCGGCCACGGCGUGCAAAAGCAGGCCAACGCCAACUUCACGCUGUACGAGAAGAAAGAUUAUAUAAGGGAGUGUAUCAUGGGACCCAAGGACAGCUACAGAGGGAGGAGGUCUUGGACCAAGUCAAACAUCACUUGUCAAGCUUGGUCUGAUAAUAACAUCAAUGAGCACACGUUUUACCCCGAUAGGUACCCGACGCAAGACCUGAGGGAGAACUUCUGCCGGAAUCCCAACAACGACCCCGGUGGUCCGUGGUGCUACACCACUGAUCCCAACGUACGGGCCGAGGAGUGCGGCAUAGCACACUGUUCCGAGGAUGUUUGCAUGACAUGCAACGGCGAGGAUUACCGAGGAAAAGUAGACCAUACCAAGAGCGGGAAGGAGUGCCAGAGAUGGGACUCAUCGAGGCCACAUAAACACAAAUUUCAGCCCAAAAAGCACAGGGACAAAGGCUUGACGGACAACUACUGUCGGAACCCGGAUAACCGCCUCCGUCCCUGGUGCUUCACUAUGGAUCCCAAGACUCCCUGGGAGUACUGCAACAUCACAGUAUGUGAGUCCGACUCCUUCAGCAGCGAGGAGCCAGAUGUGAACGUGACGGCGUCCUGCGUCCACGGCAAGGGCAAAGACUACCGCGGAACGAUGAAUGUCACUCCCGAGGGGCUGACGUGUCAGCGCUGGGACUCGCAAUUCCCCCAUCAGCACUCGUUCAUUCCCCACCACUUCAAAUGCAAGGGCCUCCGGGAAAACUUCUGCCGCAACCCGGACGGCUCAGAGUACCCGUGGUGCUUCACCAACGACCCCAACCAGAGGAAGGCCACCUGCACGCACAUCUCCAGGUGUGACGCAGAGGACGCGCAGAAAACUGAGUGCUACGAGGACCACGGAGAGACGUACCGGGGCGCUUUAGCCAUCACUCGCUCUGGGAUUCCUUGCGCCAACUGGUCGCAUCACAUAAACAGCGGGGAUUCUCACUCUACACUAUCCCAUGUAGGGCUGGAGAGGAACCACUGUCGCAACCCUGACCGGGACAAGCAUGGCCCCUGGUGUUACACCGACCCAAACACACGCCUGUCUUGGGACUACUGUAAACUGAAGCAUUGUGAUCCUGCCCCAGCGACUCCUCAUGUGAACGCCACGCUCGGCCCCCCUGUUGCGUCGACAACCCGCCCCAGGAUAUCGUGCUUCGUCCACAUUAACACCCGCAUCGUCGGGGGACACCAAGUACGAGGAACAGAUGGCAGCUGGGUCGUGAGCAUCCAACGAGAAAAGAUUCAUUUGUGCGGAGGGUCUUUGAUCCGGGAAAACUGGGUGUUGACGGACCAACAGUGCAUCACGUCCUGUGUUCCCGACCUGAGGGAAUACAGCGUCCAGGUGGGUGUGCACCACCUCAACGAGUCUUCCCGCCAUCCCAGACUCGCCAUUUCUCGUCUCAUCUGCGGGCCAGAGGGAUCCAACCUGGUCAUGCUGAAGCUGUCAGACCCAGCGCCCGUGUCCGAGGGCGCGUCCACCAUCCAUCUUCCCGUAAAGGAGUGUCACAUUGCAGAGGGAACAAACUGCACUAUGUACGGAUGGGGGGAAACCAAAAACACGGGACAGGACGAGACGCUAAACGGCGUGACUAUGCCCAUGGUGGACGGGGACAUGUGCUCGCGAAUCAAAGGGGACGCCAGAGACAGCAGGAUAUGUGCAGGAGGAAGGAGAGGAGAAGGCGUUUGUGAUAAAGACUACGGCGGUCCGCUGGUCUGCCAGGAGCACGAGCGCAAAGUCAUCGUGGGCGUGAGCAUGCAGCGGACCAAGUGCGCCUCGUCCCGCCCGGCGCUCUUCGUCAACGUGGCGUUCUACUCCGAGUGGAUUUACAAGGUCUUCAAGCUGUACCCCAGCCCCGAGGCAAACUGACGCUGUGCUGGGGGAAGACUCACUGAAGUAUUUUGUCUCCUGGAAUAUACUUGAAUACUCACCGAGUACCACGACUACAAGGAUGUGACACCCCGUCUAAGAUCCCACACAGCCCCCUCCUUUCUUUUGCCUUGGCGAGCUGCUGCGGGUUGUGGUGCUAAUGUUUGUAGCAUGAGAGUGAAGGUCCGUGCCAAGGACAACACGGCUGUCGGGUCUCUGUUUGGGGGGGAAGCCUGGCCCCUGGUGGGCCGUGUGGUCAGCAGGACAUUUGUCUUCCGUGCUCGCUCCGUCCUGGUGUACAUACUUUAUUGAUUACACUCACCAUGUCAGAUGUUAUGGGUCUUAUAGACCUUCUUCUUCCUCUCGCCGCUGACGACGUGUUUAAAAAGAGAGUAUUUAUUUUUUUCUUUUGAGGUGAAUUAAGAUGAGCAGCAUGGAGAGAACCAAUAUUCCUAUCCUUGAUAUGCUAAUCGUUAGCAGGCUGGAUAUCAACUUAUUAGGAUCACAAAAUCUGGACUACAACAUUGCAACUGUUAGCGAAGGAGUGCACUAUCUGGCUGCAACCAGUGGGGGCGCUGUUGCCGGAUCCAAUCGUAAUGUCAAUAUUGGAUGCACAAAUGAAACACACUUUUUGAUGUAAAUAACCCAAUCUUAUAUUCUCAAUGUACAUUUUUGCAGAAAAGCACUCCAGUCGUUUUGAGGAUCUUUGGCUAAUAUUUUUGCAGUGGGUUACUAAAAACAGCAGAGCAGUCCGGUCCUGUGGAGGAUCUUUGGCUAUCACUUUUGCAGUUGGUCGUCGAAAAACAGCCCACGACUCUUUUACAUUUAGAGGAUCUUUGAUUUGCAUUUGUACAAUCAGUGAUUCCGUCAUGCGGAGGAUCUCUGACUUAUAUUUUUACAGUAGGUUCCCAAAAACCGAGAACACUCCCUUCAUAUAGAGGAUCUCUGACUUAUAUUUUUACAGUAGGUUCCCAAAAACUGAGAACACUCCCUUCAUAUAGAGGAUCUUUGACUCGCUCUUUUUGCAAAAGGUCGUUAAAAAGAGCAGAUGACUCUUUGUCAUUUUGGAUGAUCUUUGGGUAACAUUUUAACAGUAGGUCAUCAAAAAUAGCAAGCCACUUCUUUGAUAUAAAAUAUCUUUAACUAAUUUUUUUUCCACUCAGUCCUCAAAAACCGCAGACCAAUCCUACCAUAUAGAACAUCUUUGAACUACAUUUGUGCUGUCAGCCCUUACAAACAGCUCAGUGCUCCUGUCACCUAGAGGAUCUUUGACUAUGUUUAUAGUAGGUCCUCAAAAACAUCACUCCAAUCCUUUCCUGUAGAGGAUCUUUGACUUACAUUUGUACAAUUAGUGAUUCCGUCAUGUGGAGGAUCUUUGACUAAUAUUUUUACAGUAGGUUCCCAAAAACCGAGAACACUCCCUUCAUAUAGAGGAUCUUUGACUUGCUCUUUUUGCAAAAGGUCGUUAAAAAGAGCAGAUGACUCUUUGUCAUUUUGGAUGAUCUUUGGGUAACAUUUUAACAGUAGGUCAUCAAAAAUAGCAAGCCACUUCUUUGAUAUAAAAUAUCUUUAACUAUUUUUUUUUCCACUCAGUCCUCAAAAACAGCAGACCAAUCCUACCAUAUAGAACAUCUUUGAACUACAUUUGUGCUGUCAGCCCUUACAAACAGCUCAGUGCUCCUGUCACCUAGAGGAUCUUUGACUAUGUUUAUAGUAGGUCGUCAAAUACAUCACUCCAAUCCUUUCCUGUGGAGGAUCUUUGACUUGCAUUUUUAUAAUCAGUGAUUCCAUCAUGUGGAUGAUCUUUGACUGAUAUUUUUUACACUACGUUCCCAAAAACCAAGAAUACUCCCUUCAUAUAGAGGAUCUUUGACUUGCUUUUUUGUAAAAGGUCGUUAAAAAGAGCAGAUGACUCUUUGUCAUCUUGGAUGAUCUUUAAGUAACAUUUUUACAGUAGGUCAUCAAAAACAGCAAACCAAUUUUUUGAUUUAAAAUAUCUUUAAUUCAUCUUUUUUCACUCAGUCCUCAAAAACAGCAGUCCAAUCCUAUCAUAUAUUUUAAGCUGCAUUUGUACAGUCGGACCUUAAAAAUAUAUAUCAGUGCUCUUGUCACGUGGAGGAUCUUUGGCUAUCACUUUUGCAGUUGAUCAUCGAAAAACAGCCGACGACUCCUCUCAUAGAGGAUCUUUGAUUUGCGUUCGUACAAUCGGUGAUCCCGUCAUGCGGAGGAUCUUUGACUCAUAUUUUUACAGUAGGUUCCCAAUAACCAAGAACACUCUCUUCAUAUAGAGGAUCUUUGACUUGCUUUUUUUGCAAAAGGUCGUUAAAAAGAGCAGAUGACUCUUUGUCAUUUUGGAUGAUCUUUAAGUAACAUUUUAACAGUAGGUCAUCAAAAAUAGCAAGCCACUUCUUUGAUAUAAAAUAUCUUUAACUAAUUUUUUUUCCACUCAGUCCUCAAAAACAGCAGACCAAUCCUACCAUAUAGAACAUCUUUGAACUACAUUUGUGCUGUCAGCCCUUACAAACAGCUCAGUGCUCCUGUCACCUAGAGGAUCUUUGACUAUGUUUAUAGUAGGUCCUCAAAAACAUCACUCCAAUCCUUUCCUGUAGAGGAUCUUUGACUUACAUUUGUACAAUUAGUGAUUCCGUCAUGUGGAGGAUCUUUGACUAAUAUUUUUUACAGUAGGUUCCCAAAAACCAAGAACAUUCCCUUCAUAUAGAGGAUCUUUGACUUGCUUUUUUUGCAAAAGGUCGUUAAAAAGAGCAGAUUGCUCUUUGUCAUUUUGGAUGAUCUUUGAGUAACAUUUUUACAGUAGGUCAUCAAAAACAGCAAACCACUUCUUUGAUAUAAAAUAUCUUUAACUCAUCUUUUUGCACUCAGUCCUCAAAAACAGCAGUCCAAUCCUAUCAUAUAUUUUAAGCUGCAUUUGUACAGUCGGACCUUAAAAACAUAUCAGUGCUCUUGUCACGUGGAGGAUCUUUGGCUAUCACUUUUGCAGUUGAUCAUCGAAAAACAGCCGACGACUCCUCUCAUAGAGGAUCUUUGAUUUGCGUUCGUACAAUCGGUGAUUCCGUCAUGCGGAGGAUCUUUGACUCAUAUUUUUACAGUAGGUUCCCAAUAACCAAGAACACUCGCUUCAUAUAGAGGAUCUUUGACUUGCUUUUUUUGCAAAAGGUCGUUAAAAAGAGCAGAUGACUCUUUGUCAUUUUGGAUGAUCUUUGAGUAACAUUUUUACAGUAGGUCAUCAAAAACAGCAAACCACUUCUUUGAUAUAAAAUAUAUUUAACACAUUUUUUUUCACUCAGUCCUCAAAAACAGCAGACCAAUCCUACCAUAUAGAAGAUCUUGGAACUACAUUUGUGCUGUCAGCCCUUACAAACAGCUCAGUGUUCCUGUCACCUAGAGGAUCUUUGACUAUGUUUAUAGUAGGUCGUCAAAUACAUCACUCCAAUCCUUUCCUGUGGAGGACCUUUGACUUGCAUUUUUAUAAUCAGUGAUUCCAUCAUGUGGAUGAUCUUUGACUGAUAUUUUUUACACUACGUUCCCAAAAACCAAGAAUACCCCCUUCAUAUAGAGGAUCUUUGACUUGCUUUUUUGUAAAAGGUCGUUAAAAAGAGCAAAAGACUCUUUGUCAUUUUGGAUGAUCUUUAAGUAACAUUUUUACAGUAGGUCAUCAAAAACAGCAAGCCACUUCUUUGAUAUAAAAUAUCUUUAACUCAUUUUUUUUCACUCAGUCCUCAAAAACAGCAGACCAAUCCUACCAUAUAGAAGAUCUUUGAACUACAUUUGUGCUGUCAGCCCUUACAAACAGCUCAGUGCUCCUGUCACCUAGAGGAUCUUUGACUAUGUUAUAGUAGGUCGUCAAAUACAUCACUCCAAUCCUUUCCUGUGGAGGAUCUUUGACUUGCAUUUGUACAAUCGGAUCUUUGACUGAUAUUUUUUACACUACGUUCCCAAAAACCAAGAAUACUCCCUUCAUAUAGAGGAUCUUUGACUUGCUUUUUUGUAAAAGGUCGUUAAAAAGAGCAGAUGACUCUUUGUCAUCUUGGAUGAUCUUUAAGUAACAUUUUUACAGUAGGUCAUCAAAAACAGCAAACCAAUUUUUUUAUUUAAAAUAUCUUUAAUUCAUCUUUUUUCACUCAGUCCUCAAAAACAGCAGUCCAAUCCUAUCAUAUAUUUUAAGCUGCAUUUGUACAGUCGGACCUUAAAAACAUACCAGUGCUCUUGUCACGUGGAGGAUCUUUGGCUAUCACUUUUGCAGUUGAUCAUCGAAAAACAGCCGACGACUCCUCUCAUAGAGGAUCUUUGAUUUGCGUUCGUACAAUCGGUGAUUCCGUCAUGCGGAGGAUCUUUGACUCAUAUUUUUACAGUAGGUUCCCAAUAACCAAGAACACUCUCUUCAUAUAGAGGAUAUUUGACUUGCUUUUUUUGCAAAAGGUCGUUAAAAAGAGCAGAUGACUCUUUGUCAUUUUGGAUGAUCUUUGAGUAACAUUUUUACAGUAGGACAUCAAAAACAGCAAGCCACUUUUUUGAUAUAAAAUAUAUUUAACACAUUUUUUUUCACUCAGUCCUCAAAAACAGCAGACCAAUCCUACCAUAUAGAAGAUCUUGGAACUACAUUUGUGCUGUCAGCCCUUACAAACAGCUCAGUGUUCCUGUCACCUAGAGGAUCUUUGACUAUGUUUAUAGUAGGUCGUCAAAUACAUCACUCCAAUCCUUUCCUGUGGAGGACCUUUGACUUGCAUUUUUAUAAUCAGUGAUUCCAUCAUGUGGAUGAUCUUUGACUGAUAUUUUUUACACUACGUUCCCAAAAACCAAGAAUACCCCCUUCAUAUAGAGGAUCUUUGACUUGCUUUUUUGUAAAAGGUCGUUAAAAAGAGCAAAAGACUCUUUGUCAUUUUGGAUGAUCUUUAAGUAACAUUUUUACAGUAGGUCAUCAAAAACAGCAAGCCACUUCUUUGAUAUAAAAUAUCUUUAACUCAUUUUUUUUCACUCAGUCCUCAAAAACAGCAGACCAAUCCUACCAUAUAGAAGAUCUUUGAACUACAUUUGUGCUGUCAGCCCUUACAAACAGCUCAGUGCUCCUGUCACCUAGAGGAUCUUUGACUAUGUUAUAGUAGGUCGUCAAAUACAUCACUCCAAUCCUUUCCUGUGGAGGAUCUUUGACUUGCAUUUGUACAAUCGGAUCUUUGACUGAUAUUUUUUACACUACGUUCCCAAAAACCAAGAAUACUCCCUUCAUAUAGAGGAUCUUUGACUUGCUUUUUUGUAAAAGGUCGUUAAAAAGAGCAGAUGACUCUUUGUCAUCUUGGAUGAUCUUUAAGUAACAUUUUUACAGUAGGUCAUCAAAAACAGCAAACCAAUUUUUUUAUUUAAAAUAUCUUUAAUUCAUCUUUUUUCACUCAGUCCUCAAAAACAGCAGUCCAAUCCUAUCAUAUAUUUUAAGCUGCAUUUGUACAGUCGGACCUUAAAAAUAUAUAUCAGUGCUCUUGUCACGUGGAGGAUCUUUGGCUAUCACUUUUGCAGUUGAUCAUCGAAAAACAGCCGACGACUCCUCUCAUAGAGGAUCUUUGAUUUGCGUUCGUACAAUCGGUGAUUCCGUCAUGCGGAGGAUCUUUGACUCAUAUUUUUACAGUAGGUUCCCAAUAACCAAGAACACUCUCUUCAUAUAGAGGAUAUUUGACUUGCUUUUUUUGCAAAAGGUCGUUAAAAAGAGCAGAUGACUCUUUGUCAUUUUGGAUGAUCUUUGAGUAACAUUUUUACAGUAGGACAUCAAAAACAGCAAGCCACUUUUUUGAUAUAAAAUAUAUUUAACACAUUUUUUUUCACUCAGUCCUCAAAAACAGCAGACCAAUCCUACCAUAUAGAAGAUCUUUGAACUGCAUUUGUGCUGUCAGCCCUUACAAACAGCUCAGUGCUCCUGUCACCUAGAGGAUCUUUGACUAUGUUUAUAGUAGGUCGUCAAAUACAUCACUCCAAUCCUUUCCUGUGGAGGAUCUUUGACUUGCAUUUGUACAAUCAGAUCUUUGACUGAUAUUUUUUACACUACGUUCCCAAAAACCAAGAAUACUCCCUUCAUAUAAAGGAUCUUUGACUUGCUUUUUUUGCAAAAGGUCGUUAAAAAGAGCAGAUGACUCUUUGUCAUUUUGGAUGAUCUUUAAGUAACAUUUUUACAGUAGGUCAUCAAAAACAGCAAGCCACUUCUUUGAUAUAAAAUAUCUUUAACUCAUCUUUUUUCACUCAGUCCUCAAAAACAGCAGACCAAAAAUAUAGAAGAGCUUUGAACUGCAUUGGUACAGUCGACCCUUGAAAACAGCUUGUUGCUCCUGUCAUGUAGAGGAUCUUUGACUAUGUUUAUAGUAGGUCCUCAAAUACACCACACCAUUCCUGUUCCAUAAAAGAUCUUUGACUUGCAUUUUUGCAACAGGUCCUUUAAAAGAGAAUAUUAAUGGACUUUCACAUUUUUAGUCAUCCUCAAAAACAUCAGAACACACCUUUCAUAGGAUCGGAUAGACUUAUUUAUCCCACUAGGGGGAAAUCACGUUGUUGCAGUGUAGGUUUUUACAGACAGUAACAAAAGUAAAACAUAUUGAAAAAUAAAUACUGAAUAUUGUGCACUAGAAUGUAUCGAUAAAAGAUCAAAUAAAACAAAAACCACACCAAGAAAAAAAGAACUUUGACCAAUAUUUGGCCGGUCACUCCUUAACAACAUCACACCACUCCUUUCAUUAAGAAGAUCUUUGAUUAAAAAUGUCCGUCCCCAAAAACAACAAUAAAGGAUCACUUCUGCCACAUAAUGAUCUUUAAACAACUGGAAAUUAUCAAAAACUGUGCUUAUACUUGUUUUACAGUUAAUGCGAUCGCUCCUCACACCAGUUAUCAGUGAAAGGCUCCAAAUAAUCCAAUAAGUCCAAAAAUACAAUAAGUUGCUAUUUUUUUUUAACCAGCUUGUGUUUUAUUGAUAUGUGGCUAUAUUAGCCAUAAUAUAACAAUAUAACAAUAUAACAAUAUAUCACUGGUCAUUUUUUUCAAAGUCCUAAGCUGGUUUUGCGAGUCCAUCCAUUGUCCCUUUUCUGCUGUUUGUCCCUCUCAGGGUCGUGGGGGUUGGGGGGCUGGAGCCUAUCCCAGCUGCACUUGGGCGGAAGGCAGGGUACACAAGUACAUACAGACAAAUAGGUUCUUAUUUCCACAUGGGCAGCACGGUGGAAGAGGGGUUAGUGCGUCUGCCUCACAAUACGAAGGUCCUGGGUUCAAUCCCGGGCUCGGGAUCUUUCUGUGUGGAGUUUGCAUGUCCUCCCCGGGACUGCGUGGGUUCCCUCCGGGUACUCCGGCUUCCUCCCACUUCCAAAGACAUGCACCUGGGGAUAGGUUGAUUGGCAACACUAAAUUGGCCCUAGUGUGUGAAUGUGAGUGUGAAUGUUGUCUGUCUAUCUGUGUUGGCCCUGCGAUGAGGUGGCGACUUGUCCAGGGUGUACGCCGCCUUCCGCCCGAUUGAAAAUGAGAUAGGCUCCAGCGACCCCCCCCCCCCCGCGAUCCCAAACGGGACAAGCGGUAGGAAAUGGAUGGAUGGAUGGAUUUCCACGUGUAAAGAAAAAAACAACAAGCAACUCAUUAUAAUCCCCACUCGCGGACUUUCGUUUUAUUUUUAAUAUGUGAACUGACAAGAAGGCAACUGUGCUUUUAUUUUGUGUUACUUAUUUAAUUGUAAAUAGCCCUGUGUAAAUUGUGUAAUUUUUGUACAUAACACAACGAUGACCGAAUAUAUUUUUUUAUAAUGUAAAAUCCGUCAAAGCUGCUAUUUUUGGGCCUUUUUUUAAUCAUAUAUAUAUAUAAAGAUGCAUUUUUGUUGUUUUUCAAGUGAAAUGUUGUAGUCGCUGCAUUAUUGUGAUUUUAAUAAAGAACUCACGCCAGCGCAGUGAGGUACUGUCAUGGA